AUGCUUCUCACCCGACUUCUCGGCGUUGCCGCCCUCGCGCGGUGUGCUGCCAGUUCCAGCGAUGCUCAGCUGCCCUUGGGUGACUCGGCCACAGCUCCGAGCUCGAAAUACCCGACAGAAGCCGACGACGAUGCGCCUGCUUGGCGCAACUCGUUCCUCGACCUGCACCGUUCCAUUGUCGAGAUUUCCUCCAUUUCCGGCACCGAAGCCGACGUCGGCCAAUACCUAUUUGACUAUCUCCUACAAAAGGGCUACUCGGUCGAGAAGCAGAAGGUCCAGUCCAGGAAAAACACGGACAAAUCCAAGGGUCGUUUCAACGUGCUGGCAUGGAGAGGCGACUCACGGACGCUGCAGUCCAAAGUCCUCGUGACGUCGCACAUUGAUGUCGUGCCGCCGCAUAUCCCCUACGGAAUCGAGGACGGCAAAGUGAACAAGGACACGAAGAUCUGGGGUCGCGGCAGCGUCGACGCCAAGGCCAGUGUCGUUGCGCAGAUCCAGGCCCUUGAGAAUCUGCUCAAGGAGGGCAAGGUCGAGGAAGAUGAUGUGUCAUUGCUGUUCGUCGUCGGCGAGGAAGACCAGGGCGACGGCAUGCAUACGUUCUCCGAAUCUCUCCUCGAAGCGAACCCCCCUCAAAGCUUUAAUGCCGUCAUCUUCGGAGAGCCCACCGAGAACAAGUUGGCGUGCGGCCACAAGGGUGGCGUCUUUGGCAACAUCACGGCAAAGGGUGUUGCUGGCCAUUCGGGCGACGAGACGUUUGGAAACACAACGGUCAAUAUUGGCCGAUUCGACGGCGGUGUCGCGGCCAACGUCAUCCCCGACCAUGCAUUCGUCGGGAUUGCUGUCCGCGUAGCCAUUGGUCCCCAGAAGACUGGCGGAGACAUUGUCCAGGCUCGUAUUCAGGCCAUCCUAGAUGAGGUCGACGAGGAUGCUUUUACUAUGACCAUCUCGCACAACUACGGCGUUGUGGAAGCCAACUGUGAAGUGAAUGGUUUUGAGACGGCCGUUAUGAACUACGGGACGGACAUUCCCAACCUCAAAGGCAACCACACGCGGUACUUGUACGGGCCUGGAAGUAUACUGGUCGCUCACGGCGACAAUGAGAGCCUUACAGUUGGUGACCUGGAGACGGCUGUUGACGGGUUUGAAAGGCUCAUUCUCCACACUUUGAAAGAGUCGUCUUGA
This is a messenger RNA of Verticillium dahliae VdLs.17, 1182 nucleotides long. RefSeq names its product acetyl-lysine deacetylase. The transcript has 3 exons. NCBI's taxonomy places the organism in Eukaryota, Fungi, Ascomycota, Sordariomycetes, Glomerellales, Plectosphaerellaceae. Bases 1 to 1182 code for a protein of 393 amino acids. Gene Ontology annotation, molecular function: hydrolase activity. The record is from RefSeq and is a predicted model, not a curated record.